AUGACCACGCAGCUGGCCGCUAGAGUGACGAUUGCGUCCACCUUGAUGCAACCCACAGGGAUCCCGCCCCACGUCAGCAUCCACACCCAGCUGGAAACGAAUCUGGCCGCUGUUCGUGAGCUCCCGGGUGAAAUUCGCAACAAUAUUGAAGCCAUUCUGGACGCCAAGGGAAUCACCUCUGGCAAUAUUACGCACGCCCUCCUAGAGGAACUUCUCAAUAAUGCCGUCUCAAGAAUUGCUAGUACCAACGACCGAUCUGAAUCACCUCCAGUCGUUGAUGAUUCAGCUCCUCUUCGACCUGUACAUUAUUGGGGAGGUAGGUGGCACAUGCUGCCUGAGGACUUCGAGUUACCGUCUGUCGACGUUGCCACUGCCUGGCACUAUUGGUGGUGCGGCUCCUCAGCCCGUGAAAUUCCGCCCUUGCACAAGCUCAGCACCUGCGACAUGGCAAAUAAACAAGGCAAGAUAUAUUGCGAGUGGAAUUUUGCUGUAAACGUGCUUCUGGAAGUCUACAGCAGCUCGACCGGGGCCACUUUGAGUCCUCCGUACACCUCGGCUUCGGUCAUUGCGGCUUUCACCACGAUCACGGUCAGCCUUUCGACCUCCUGGGGCCUCACUGAGAAAGGUCGCCGGCGCCGGUUGUCUCAAGUGAAGUUGGUGACGUUUGCUCGCUUGGCUAGAAAACGUAGUCGUAGGGUGUAG
Molecule: messenger RNA, 702 nt
Organism: Aphanomyces astaci
Lineage: Eukaryota; Oomycota; Saprolegniomycetes; Saprolegniales; Verrucalvaceae
Exons: 1
Coding region: 1-702 (233 amino acids)
Source: RefSeq, a predicted model, not a curated record